ACGGUUUGGGUGGUAGCUGUGGACUACUAGGUCCCAAAGAAACAUCAUCGUAACUGUCAUACUUGUGAUACGAGUAAUCCAAUUGCUCCCUGGAAUUAGCUCUCCUCUGGAGUAAGGAACUUUCGCCGAUAGCACCAACUUUCGGAAUCACGGGAGAUAUGUCCUUCAAACUUGGCAUUUUCCACAAUUUGUUCACUUCACUGACAAGUCAUAAACUACUUAAUCCGUCACCUCCACUCAAAUUCGCACGUUUGGAGUUCGCUGUUCAGUCUUAUCUAUUAAAUGCAAACAAUAGUUAUCUCUUAUCUCGUUUACCUUUGUCGAUUUCAGUAGUAAAUACGGAUUUUUAAUUGGAAUGUAGUAUUUCGUAGCUGGUAAGUCACGAUUUCACUCUUGUAUUUAAAAAUUAUGUGAUCAUCAUACGGAAAAAGCGCGACUGGUAAUAAAUAUGCAUCAGCGAUGUUUUUGUUUUGUUAAAAGUACGUUAGUAUUGUUGUAUUGGUUAAUUUAACAACGUCAAUUAAUGGUUUCCUCCACGAGCAAAGGAUGGAUAAAGAUGGCUGUCACAAAGAGAUCAGAUACAAAUGAUGCACUGAUAUAUUUUAACAUUGACCAAUCACAGCUUGUAUGUCCAUUUAAAGAAUCUCAAGAACGGAAAUGAUUGGUAUGUAGGCUGCGAGGACAAAUCAAAGAGUUUUGAAUUAAAAUGUAGUGGAGAAUGUAGGUUAUAUUUAUAUUGAAAUCAGCUGAAACCGAAGGAUAAGUUUGUUUUUAUCGUUUAAAGAAAAUAAAAUAAUGAAUGAAUCAAAUAAAAAACAAAUCAUGCCUGGUAGGUUUAAUAUGAUGCAAAAAUCAAAUCAAAAUUCAAUACAAAAUAAGAAAGAUCCAAGAAAAAAAUCAAUUUACUUUCAAAAAAGUUCUAGUGGUAUCAGCUCUAUAGAUUCUUGUGAAGAAUAUGUUAUUGAAACAAUCACUUCAGUUCCAACUACAAGUUCUGAUAAAAGACAUAUUGAAUUCAGUUUACUUAACUUACAUGGAUCGAAAAAGUUAAAAUUAGAGAAUGCUUCAACAAUUGAAGAGUCUCAACAAUGUUUACAAGAUACACUUGAUUCUGUUAAUAUAUCAAAAUUAUUAGAAAAGAGUAGCCCAGCAGAAAAGAAUGAAUUCGAUGCAUUUGCCAAUUACCUAAGUGGCACCUUUACUCCUAAAAACAAUGCAAACAAAGAUAAAGUUUUAAAAAAAGAUGUAAACUCUUCAAUUAGUACAAGCAAUGAAGAUCUUUUUGGUUCGCAAUUUCUUGAUACUCAAACUUUAAAUCAAAUUGAUGUCAGUAUAGAAGAAAACAAUACAUCCCUAAAUAACAAUGGGAAACAGAUCUGUGCAAAUGAUUCAGUAAAUAAUGAUACCAAACAAUCACAAUUUCUUGAUACUCAAGCUUUAAAUCAAAUUGAUAUUAUCAGUAUAGAAAAAAACACUACAUAUCUUAAGAACAAUAGUAAACAGAUCUGUGCAAAUGAUCCAGUAAAUAAUGAUACCAAACAAUCUCAAUUUCUUGAUACUCAAGCUUUAAAUCAAAUUGAUAUCAGUAUAGAAAAAAAUAGAACACCUCUAAAUAAUAACAUUAAACAGAUGUGUGCAAAUGACUCAGUAAGUAAUGACAUCAAUCAGGUUCAGAAAGAAGUGGAUGAUCAUAAAUUUGCAGUUCCUUUAAAGUUGUGUUUUAAAGAAAGGCUCAAAUCUAAAGAAUCAAUGAACGAGACAUUGAUUGAUAAAGAAAUAGGAGAAAGAACAGUACUAUUUGAAAAUGAAAAAGUUACUACUGAGUACAGGAAAGAAGUGGAUCAUAUAUUUGAACAAAUCGAAAACUCUAUAUGUGCUAUGGGUGAAGAGAGCUCAAAAUAUAAUAUACCUGAAGAAUUCUUAGAUAUUAUAUUUAAUGAUGAUUUUGAAACAUCUCUAGAUAAAAAGGAAAUGCCAGAAAAACCCAGUUCUUCAGACUCCCCCAUUGUUACUUCCAGAAUGGAUCUGAGUUUUGGCUCCCUUAUUAAAAAAGCACUUAUAAAUAAUUCUACAAAGGCUCCUGGUGAAAGAAAAAAGCCAGUUGAUGUAUUGAAUUUAUCAAUUAAUGAAUCAAAAUCAGUGUUUGUGAAUUUAGGUCCAUUUUAUGGGCUUCCGUUGAAAGUUAAACAGUUAAUACAACAAUAUAAAGGAAUAGAAGAACUUUAUGAUUGGCAAGAUGAGUGCUUAAGGUUACCUGCCAUCGAAAGUAAAAAGAAUCUGAUAUAUGCUUUACCUACCAGCGGUGGAAAGACCUUGGUGGCAGAGAUUCUGAUGUUUAGAGAACUGUUGUGUUGUAGAAAGAACGCAAUUUUUAUCCUACCUUAUGUUUCUAUAGUGCAGGAAAAAGUGUGGGCAAUAUCUCCAUUUGGUGUCGCUCUAGAUUUUCUGGUUGAAGAAUAUGCCUCCAACAAAGGUGUUUAUCCUCCACGAAAAAGACGAAGAAAAAACUCUAUCUACAUAGCUACCAUUGAAAAAGCUUUAGGUAUAAUAAAUAGUUUGGUAGAGACUGGAAGACUGCAUGAAGUAGGCCUUAUAGUUGUUGACGAAUUUCACUUAAUUGGAGAAGAUGGGAGAGGUCCUACUUUAGAAGCAUCUUUAACGAAAAUUAUGUAUUUAAAAGCUAAUAUACAAAUCAUAUCUAUGAGUGCCACGAUAGGAAACAUAGCAGAUUUGUGCAAGUUUUUGAAUGCGGAUGUUUACACUAAGAAUUUUAGACCAGUAGAGUUGACAGAAUAUGUUAAAUGUACUAAUAAAAUAGCGAAAGUCAAUUGGAAUUAUACUAAUGAAGAUGAUAUAUUAACAGAUCAUAAGAAGAUCGAUUUUAAGUAUUCUGAAUCAAUUCAAAAAUUGGAUCCUGACAUGAUAGGUGGUCUUGUUAUGGAGGUAAUCCCAAAUGGGUCUUGUUUGGUAUUUUGUCCAUCCAAGAAGAAUUGUGAAAAUGUUGCCAAUCUAUUAUGUAAACUUUCUAAACCGGAUUUAAAAAAGUACAAGCAAGCGGAGAAGGAACAAUUAAUUCAUGCUUUAAAAGACGAAGGAGGAAUACUCUGUGAUAUUUUAGCUGUAUCUAUUCAAUAUGGUAUCGCUUAUCAUCAUUCAGGUUUAACGAGCGACGAAAGACGCAUCAUCGAAGAAGGCUUCAGAGCAGGUACCAUUUAUGUGAUAUGCUGUACGUCAACGCUGGCUGCUGGCGUUAAUUUACCUGCUAAAAGAGUCAUACUGAGAUCUCCGUAUAUAGGAAGGGAUUUCAUAAAUCUCUCUAGGUAUAAACAAAUGGUUGGAAGAGCGGGAAGAGCUGGACUGGGAGAAACUGGCGAAAGUAUUUUAAUCACUCAACCACCAGAUUUGCCGAAGGUCGUAGAGUUAAUGAUGUCACCUAUGAAUAGAGCUAUGUCUGGAAUGCAUCUCGCGGAAGGAAAAGGGUUAAGACAUCUGCUGCUCAGCUGCAUAAGUUUAGGAAUAGCCAAUACUAGAGCAAAAUUACACGAAGUUACGGCUCACACAUUGUUAGCAGUCCAAAGUGAUCAACAAGAAGUCAAUAUUAAACAACUCACGGACAAAGUGAUUAAGAACCUGUUUAAGUUGGGUGCUCUCAAGGAAUUUGAUGUUGUUUAUAAGGAAGAACCCAUCACCAAAUGUGAUGUUUCUGUCAGAAUGGAUACGUCUAUCCAAGACACUUCUCUUAAUGAAAAUGUUACAACACCAACAAAGAAACGAAAAAGAACUAUUGUAUUGACCGACAAUACGAAACUAGUCGUUAGUGAAUUAGGAUGUGCUGCUAUAAAAGGUGGUUUGGAGCUGUCAAGAGCACAUAUGUUAUACGAAGAUCUGUAUGAGGCCCAAGCUUGCCUUGUUCUCCAAGGUCAUUUACAUCUUCUAUAUCUAGUCACACCUUACGAGACUGCAGACCAAAUUACACCAAAUAAACAAGUUUAUUAUGAAGUGUUUACCCACUUAAAACCCAGUGAAUUAAGAGUAGCAAAAACAUUGGGUCUCAACGAAUCCGUAGCUGUUAAAAUGUUGGCAUCGAAUAAUCCCAUUAAGAGCGUACCUGAGCGAGUAAUCAACAGGUUUUAUGUAACAUUGAUGCUGUACGACUUGUGGAACGAGAUGCCAGUAUUUCAAGUUUCGGAAAAGUAUCAGAUCAACCGAGGGAUCGUACAAAAUCUGAUGACAAUUGCUGCCACAUUUGCCUCAAAUGUAGUAAAUUUUUGCGAAGAACUACAAGAAUUCUGGGCAUACGCUUAUCUUCUGAAAGGAAUGAGCCAAAGAUUGUCGCAUUGCUGUGUUAAAGAACUGUUACCGUUGAUGGAUCUACCAGCUGUCAAACAGAGUCGAGCCAAACAACUGUAUAAUGCCGGUUUCAAGACUUUACAAAGUAUUGCAAAAGCAAACGUCAAUGAUUUGGUACAAAAUAUAGAGUUCAUGUCCACUCGAGUAGCUAAUCAACUUAUAGCUGCAUCUAAGAUGUUAUUGCUCGAGAAGGUUGAAAACUUAAGGGAGGAGGCCGAAGAUGUGUUGGAUGGUGCAGAAGUGACGAAAUAAAUGUGUGUCACACGUAUUAAAUUUUGGACUGUCGAUUCAUUCGAAAAAACUUGAUAAAGUUCUGUCAACAGAGAAAAGAAAACUUAUAUUUCAACUGAAGAUCUAGAAUCAUAUAAAUUUUGCAUGGAAUAAUAAUUAUAUGACUUAAGUAAAUAGUGAAAAGGAGAAGAUGGUUACAAGUACUGAAGUUUGUUUUUAAGGAUUUCCAAUUGUUUCUUUUUAUAAAAGAUUUUUAAAUAUUUUUUUUUUACUUUUUUUAUAUAAUUUUCAAUAAAAUUUAAUUUACAC
This is a messenger RNA of Diabrotica balteata, 4890 nucleotides long. The record is from the annotation of a GenBank genome assembly. Lineage: Eukaryota; Metazoa; Arthropoda; Insecta; Coleoptera; Chrysomelidae.